AGAUCCGCCGCCCAGCCGGGAUCGAAGGCUACCGUGCGGCCAAGGGGGCGCGGCCGUGAAGAACUGGGGGCAGGGUGCCCGGGGCGGGUGGGCGGUGACCCGACGCUGGGCAGGCGGGAGACUAGACCCGCGGACCUCCGAGGGGAAUCGUGAGCAGCGCAGACCCUGAGCGGACGCGACACCGACCAAGGCUGGGGACCAGAAGCUGAUCAGCACAGCGGGGCUCAAUUACGCGGCCGGCUGGAGUGUUUUCCAGUGGCGCAGGGAGCAGGUGAACAGGUUCUCAUUCCCAGCUCCACGCCCUCACGCUCUCUCGGCCCGGCCCUCGCUCCAGCUCGCAGCCAUGGGCCCCGGCCCCCGCCGCGCCACCCGCGUCCUGCGCCCGAUGCUCUGCGCGCUUGUCUUGAUGGUGGCCGUCGGCGGCCGCGUCGCCUCCGCCUUCAACCUGGACACCCGAUUCCUGGUGGUGAAGGAGGCCGGGAACCCGGGCAGCCUCUUCGGCUACUCGGUCGCCCUCCACCGGCAGACGGAGCGGCAGCAGCGCUACCUGCUCCUGGCUGGUGCCCCCCGGGACCUUGCUUUGCCUGAUGACUAUGCCAACCGGACCGGUGCUGUGUACCUGUGCCCACUCACUGCCCAAAAGGACGACUGUGAGCGGAUGGACAUCACAGAGAGAAGUGACCCCGACCAUCACAUAAUUGAGGACAUGUGGCUGGGGGUGACUGUGGCCAGCCAGGGCCCUGCAGGCAGAGUCCUGGUCUGUGCCCACCGCUACACCCAGGUGCUGUGGUCAGGGUCGGAGGACCAGCGGCGUAUGGUGGGCAAGUGCUACGUGCGGGGCAAUGACCUAGAACUGGACCCCAAUGAUGAGUGGCAGACCUACCACAAUGAAAUGUGCAACAGCAACACUGACUACCUGGAGACCGGCAUGUGUCAGCUGGGCACCAGCGGUGGUUUCACCCAGAACACUGUGUACUUUGGCGCUCCCGGUGCCUACAACUGGAAAGGAAAUAGCUAUAUGAUUCAGCGGAAGGACUGGGAUUUAGCUGAAUACAGUUACAAGGAUCCGGAGGACCAAGGAAACCUCUAUAUUGGGUACACAAUGCAAGUGGGCAGUGCCAUCUUGCACCCCAAGGACAUCACCAUUGUGACGGGUGCCCCACGGCACCGACAUAUGGGCGCUGUCUUCUUGCUGAGCCAGGAGGGAGGCGGAGACCUGCGGAGGAGGCAGGUGCUGGAGGGCACGCAGGUGGGCGCCUAUUUUGGCAGCGCCAUUGCCCUGGCAGACCUGAACAAUGAUGGGUGGCAGGACCUCCUGGUGGGUGCCCCCUACUACUUUGAGCGGAAGGAGGAGGUAGGGGGUGCCAUCUAUGUUUUCAUGAACCAGGCAGGCACCUCCUUCCCUGCUCACCCCUCCCUCCUUCUCCACGGCCCCAGUCGCUCUGCCUUUGGCUUCUCCGUGGCCAGCAUUGGUGACAUCAAUCAAGAUGGAUUCCAAGACAUUGCUGUGGGAGCUCCAUUCGAGGGCUUGGGCACAGUGUACAUCUACCACAGCAGCUCCAGGGGGCUCCUCCGACAGCCCCAGCAGGUAAUCCACGGAGAGAAACUCGGACUACCUGGCUUGGCCACCUUCGGCUACUCCCUAAGUGGGCGGAUGGAUGUGGAUGAGAACUUCUACCCAGACCUGCUAGUAGGGAGCCUCUCAGACCGCAUCGUGCUUCUGCGGGCCCGGCCUGUCAUCAAUAUCCUUCAUAGGACCUUGGUGGCCAGGCCAUCUGUGCUGGACCCCGCACUCUGCACAGACACCUCUUGUGUGCAGGUGGAGCUGUGCUUUGCUUACAACCAGAGUGCUGGGAACCCCAACUACAGGCGAAACAUCACCCUGGCCUAUACACUCGAGGCUGACCGGGAUCGCCGCCCUCCCCGGCUGCGCUUUGCGCAGAGCCAGUCACCUGUCUUCCAUGGCUACUUCUCCAUGCCAGAGACGCGCUGCCAGACGAUGCAGCUGCUCCUGAUGGACAACGUUCGUGACAAACUCCGUCCCAUCAUAAUCUCCAUGAAUUACUCUUUACCUUUGCGAAUGCCGGAUCGCCCCCGUCUGGGACUGCGGUCCCUGGACGCCUACCCGGUCCUCAACCAGGCGCAGGCGCUGGAAAACUACACUGAGAUCCAGUUCCAGAAGGAGUGCGGGCAGGACAACAAGUGUGACAGCAACUUGCAGAUGCAGGCGGCCUUUGUAUCGGAGCAGGGGAAGCGGAUGAACAGGCUCCAGUACAGCAGAGACGUCCGGAAAUUGCUCCUGAGCAUCAACGUGACCAACCUCCCGAGCAGAGAGCGGGCUGGGGAAGACGCCCAUGAGGCACUGCUUAACCUGACUGUGACUCAGGGCCUGCUGCUGUCUUCAGUGCGCCCCCCUGGGGCCUGCCAUGGCAACGAGACCAUCUUUUGUGAGCUGGGGAACCCCUUCAAACGGAACCAGAGAAUGGAGCUGCUCAUUGCCUUUGAGGUCAACGGAGUGACCCUACACACAAAGGAACUCCAGGCUCUGCUGCAGCUCUCCACGUCAAGUCACCAGGACAACCUGUGGCCCGUGACCCUGACUCUGCUGGUGGACUACACGCUCCAGGCCUCGCUCAGCAUGGUGAAUCACCGCCUGCAAAGCUACUUUGGGGGAACAGUGAUGGGCGAGUCUGGCAUGAAAACUGUGGAGGAUGUGGGAAGCCCUCUCAAGUAUGAGUUCCAGGUGGGCCCAGUGGGAGAAGGACUGGCAGCCCUGGGGACCCUGGUCCUAGGGCUGGAGUGGCCCUAUGAAGUCAUCAAUGGCAAGUGGCUGCUGUACCCCACGGAGAUCACCAUCCACGGCAAUGGGUCCUGGCCCUGCCAGCCACCCGGAGACCUUGUCAACCCUCUCAACCUCACUCUAUCAGUCCCUGGGGACAGGCCGCCAGCUCCACAGCGUAGGCGACGACAGCUGGACCCAGGGGGAGGCCAGGGCCCCCCGCCUGUCACUCUGGCUGCUGCCAAAAAAGCCAAGUCUGAGACCCUGCUGAGCUGUGGCAGUGACCAUACCCGCUGUGUAUGGCUGGAGUGCCCCAUUCCUGAUGCCCCCGUCAUCACCAACGUGACAGUGCAGGCUCGAGUGUGGAACAGUACCUUCAUCGAGGAUUACAGAGACUUUGACCGAGUCAGGGUAGCCAGCUGGGCUACCCUGUUCCUCCGAACUAGCGUCCCCACCAUCAACAUGGAGAACCAGACCGUGCCGUUCUCCGUGGACAUAGACUCUGAGCUGGUGGAGGAGAUACCAGCCGAGAUCGAACUGUGGCUGGUGCUUGUGGCUGUGACUGCGGGGCUGCUGCUGCUGGGGCUCAUCAUCCUGCUGCUAUGGAAGUGCGGCUUCUUCAAGCGAGCCCGCACUCGUGCCCUGUAUGAAGCUAAGAGACAGAAGGCGGAGAUGAAGAGCCAGCCAUCAGAGACAGAGAGGCUGACCGAAGACUACUGAGGGGGCAGCCCCUGCCCCCGGCCCACCUGGUGUGACUUCUUUAAGCGGACCCGCUAUUACCGGAUUAUGCCCAAGUACCAUGCGGUGCGGAUCCGGGAGGAGGAGCGCUACCCACCUCCAGGAAGGACCGUGCCCACCAAGAAGCACUGGGUGACCAGCUGGCAUACUUGGGACCGAUACUACUGAUGUCCUCCCUGAUCCCACCCCUGUGCCCCCAGUGUCCUGUUUUUCUAUUUAUCAUAAGUUAUGCCCCGACAGUCCACAGGGGCCACUGCCUUUGGCUGGCACCAGCAGGCUCAGGCACACACACCUCUGAGCACAUGCAUGUGCUGUCUGGCCACGGGCUUCUCCGCACAGGAGGGCUGGAGCCAUGGACCUUGCUAUGCCGAGCACACUGCAGCCCUGUGUCCUGGACACAUGUGGGGUCCCACUGCCUGUGGACUGUGCCUGUGCACCACAGAUAGUGUAUGGACAUGUAUGUCCCAGCCUCUGCCUGUGCUAAAACCAAGCCAAAGGCCGUCUGCUAGAGCCAGGGGGAAAAGGCCCCCAAUGUGGUGACACCUCCCCCAUUCACACUGGACCCAUCUUGAGCCAUAGUCACUGGAUGGACUCUGCUCUCGAGAUUAAAACUACUGACAGCGAACAGCCCAUUAGGCCCUCAGCUGUAGUCCCAUGCCAGAGCGCGUGGGGUCUGCCCGAGGUUGCCCCACAGGGCAGUUUGCAGGACCUGGCAUACUCAGGCACAAGAGUGGAAUGAACUAGCAAGCAGGGCCCCAGGAUGGCUUUCUUUAAUGGAUCGCUGUGAAGCCUUUCUCCUCAGCCAUGGCCUGCACUAGCAAGGGAAUGCAGCCUGAAGGAACAAAGAUGGACAAGCCGCUGGACAGCCCGGACACGCUGUGCUGGGACUUCCCUGGGAGCAUGGUGGAAUCCUUAACAGAGAAGGGGACUGAUCCUGGAUCAAGGAGAGGUGGGAAGGAUCGAGGAAAUAACACUCCUCACCCGCCACUACCAUUCUAGCCUCUGAAGGGCCUGGAGAGACCCACAAGAUCACAGAGGGAGCGACGUUUGAAUGUAGGACAGGGAGGGAGCCCUGUCCCUGCCCCAUUGGCCAGACCUCACUGUGCCCCCACUGACCAUGAGUUGGGGGCCUAGAAGUGGAGUUCCUGGCUGUCCUUGGCUUUCAUCACCAAUUGGCUCUGCCUUCUCCCCCACGGACCCAUUCUGGAAGUUGAAGCUGGUUCCAGAAACCCCCUCCUGCCCCCUGCCUGUUAGCAGGCUCCCUUCCCCCCUUCCACGGUACUGUAGCAGGGGAGCUCCCUCCCCCUCCUUGUGCCUUCUUUGUACAUAGGCUUCUCACAUCAACCAAUAAACAGCUCCCAGUUUGUA
This is a messenger RNA of Rhinolophus ferrumequinum (greater horseshoe bat), 4885 nucleotides long. It is a transcript of the gene ITGA3, whose product is annotated as integrin subunit alpha 3. The record is from RefSeq and is a predicted model, not a curated record. Bases 344 to 3499 code for a protein of 1051 amino acids. The transcript has 26 exons. Lineage: Eukaryota; Metazoa; Chordata; Mammalia; Chiroptera; Rhinolophidae. Gene Ontology annotation, biological process: cell-cell adhesion; leukocyte migration; cell-matrix adhesion. Gene Ontology annotation, molecular function: integrin binding. Gene Ontology annotation, cellular component: integrin complex; external side of plasma membrane.